This is a messenger RNA of Sphaeramia orbicularis (orbiculate cardinalfish), 5716 nucleotides long. RefSeq names its product forkhead box protein O3-like. The record is from RefSeq and is a predicted model, not a curated record. The transcript is spliced from 2 exons. Gene Ontology annotation, molecular function: RNA polymerase II cis-regulatory region sequence-specific DNA binding; DNA-binding transcription factor activity, RNA polymerase II-specific. Lineage: Eukaryota; Metazoa; Chordata; Actinopteri; Kurtiformes; Apogonidae. Gene Ontology annotation, biological process: regulation of transcription by RNA polymerase II. Bases 1219 to 3426 code for a protein of 735 amino acids. Gene Ontology annotation, cellular component: nucleus.
ACCACGUCGAAAUUUUGCAGGAAUUUCCUCCCUUAUGUAGUUUUUACACGCUGUUGCUUCGUCACGGCUGGACGUGGAGACUGGGACACAAAGCCUAGCGUUACGCGUUGCCAGAAAGAGCAUUACGCGAGUUUUGUUAUAAAAAAAAAAAAAAAAAAUGUGGUUUGCUCCCUCUGUUCAUAAUGGAGAUGACAGUAAGAGAAGGAGAGGGAGGGAGAAAGAGUCGAGAGAGGGAGAGAGAGAGAGAGUAGAGAGAGAGAGAGUUCGGGAUUUCGCUGUAAUCAUGUUCGGAGAGUAUUGAUUUCGUGAGCGCACUCCAAUUGGCAGCAUCUCCACUACAGCGCCGGCGCGUCAUCCUCGGUUCACAUCGACGGAACGAGUUGUAAGCAAAUGAGAACAUGUGUGGGAUCUGAGAGUGAGAAAAAGCAAGAGGGUAGAGGGGAGCAAAAGGAGGUGUGAUAAAAAGCCAAUUUUAUCAACCUGACAAGUGGAUACAAGAUUUGAUUGCAGGACUAUUUUUCCUUUUAUUUUAUUUAUUUUAUUUUUUUUUUUUUUUCAGACUGGAAAUUUAUCGAUUCGUCACAUGCGCACGCCUCUUCAUUAUAAUUGCAGACAGUUGGGUGCUGUUCAGGCUGAAUGGACUUGAAUGUGGCGCUGCCAGCUUAAUCCGUGCAGACUGGAAGAUUUAAUAAUUCACGGUAAUCACGCAUUAUCGCCUCAGUGGAUGCUCUCUACACAGCCCUGGUGAUUUUUUCCUCUUUUUUUAAAUUUUUCUUGUUGUCUUCUGGAGGAUUUUUUUUUUUUUUUUUUGUCGACGACUGCUCUUCAAAUAUGCUCCUUAUCUGAAAUAUCAUCUGUUGCUGCAACUGGAUUAAAAAGCCCAUAUGACUGGCUCUGACACGCGUUUGAGAUUGACUGUCUUGAGGUGAUGUGAGCUGAGAAAUAAUAAGCGUUUUAAUCAUUUGAUUUUUUUUUUCUUACUCCCAAGUAAAAUGGACGAAAAAUUAUUAUUACUUUUAUUACUUCUCUUAUCUUUACACGCGAGGCAGUGAUUUUUUUUUGCUGGUAUUCAUUAUGACCAUUCUACUCUGUUGAAUUGCCUCUUAUUCAUUCAGACUGUAAUAGCCACGUUACAAGGCGAAUUUCAACAGGAACCGUGGAGGUAUUUCCCUCUGUUGCUCCUCAUUUUUAUUCACACCAUUCUCAUCUGAAGGGUAAAUGUUGAUGAUGGAGGACGACGAAUUAGACGCUCAUCAGGUUGAUUCGGAUUUCGAGCCGCAAAGCCGGCCUCGCUCUUGCACCUGGCCGCUGCCUUGCCCGGAGGAUUUUCCCGGUGGACACGAGGUCAGAGGGGGUCUUCCACUGGCCAACAUCAAGGUGGAACCGGAGGAUGUCCCGGCUUGCAGAGCGGGGCUCGUAGGCGGAACACCGGGAGAGCUAAAGCACCCAGCCGGCGCUCCGGCACCCACAGGCGCGACGCACCCAUGCCUGGCUGGCGCGGCUCUAGAUGUGACCGGACCGUUACGCAAAGCCAAAUCCUCGCGGCGGAACGCGUGGGGGAACCAGUCCUACGCGGAUCUCAUUACCCGCGCCAUUGAGAGCACCCCCGAAAAGAGACUGACGCUGUCACAGAUAUACGACUGGAUGGUCCGUUAUGUGCCCUAUUUCAAGGAUAAGGGCGACAGUAAUAGCUCAGCCGGCUGGAAGAACUCCAUCCGACAUAAUCUGUCCCUACACACACGUUUCAUUCGAGUCCAGAAUGAGGGAACAGGGAAGAGCUCCUGGUGGAUGCUAAACCCAGAUGGAGGAAAGAUGGGAAAAGCCCCACGCCGCCGAGCUGUUUCCAUGGAUAACAGCACCAAAUACCUGAAGAGCAAAGGACGCAUCAGGGGAAAGAGAGUUGGCCGUCCUGGCAUAGGAGCUGGAUCCACUGUGGUAGGACUUCAAGGCUCCCCUGACCAUGGCAGCCCACCACGGAAAGUCCUUCCAGGGGCUGGAGGAACAUCAGGAACAGAUGGAGAGUUUGAUGCAUGGACAGACCUCCACUCCAGAGCCAGUUCCUCAGCCUCAACCUUAAGUGGUCGUCUGUCACCUAUCCUUGCGGAGGGAGAACCAGAAGAACCAGAGGAAGGAGGUUUGUCAUGUUCCACCUCCCCUCACCUGUACCCCUCGCCAACUAGUGCUCGUUCUCCUUCUAUGGGGGCAGGAAAUCGCUGCCCACCCCUGGAGCAGCUGCCUCAACUGGCUAACCUGACAGGUGCAAUCAGUUUGGAUGAGCAGCUAAUGGAGGAUGGUUAUCAUCACCACCACUCACAACAGCAACACCAGCAGCUUCCCCCUGUUGGUAGACAUAAGCACCAAACCGCUGUUUAUCACUACAGCUCUGGAGUGAAGGGGCAGAGCACCUAUGGUGCAGGUGUUUAUGGUGCAACAGGAAUGGGGUUGCUGCGCCACCACUCACCCAUGCAGACCAUUCAGGAGAACAAGCCAGCAAGUUUCUCUGGAACCAUGCGGGCGUACUCCAGCACCAAUGCUCUGCAGAGUCUGCUAACAGCUACCCCAACUGCACAGCAGUACUGUGCCAAGGACAUGAUGCUGGCACAGGAGAGAGAAAGCCAUCCCAUGAUGAGCCAAGCUAGUAAUGGAAUAGGCUCCAACCAUCACAAUCACCACCAAGGCCACCACAACGGCCACAGUCACAAUGGACCUCAUAGUCAUAGCUCAGCUCACAGCCAUAACAGAACUCACAGCCAUACUCCCAACCAUAACCACAACAAUGUAACCAACCACAACCACAGUUCACCUCACAGCCUCGCUCACAACGGCCACAACCUCAGUCAGAGUCAUAACCACACGCCACCUCGGGCACAGGCUCUAGCUCCACGAGGGAACAGCAGUCAGCUGCAGACCUACAACCACAAAGCCCCCUACUUGUACAGCCCUCCAUCACACGCCCACCUCCCCGCCUCCACCACCCUCCCUCCGAACCCAGCAGGCAUGCUCGGUAUGCCCCAGGACUCUUGCCAUGUGGCCGCCGCCCCACAUCCUCGUCACAAUCAUUACUCUGACCCACAAAACCAAGGCAUGGGUAACGGAACAUACCACCAUGGCCAGGGGAUGGGGGGCAGUAGCGGUGAUAGCAACUACCACAGCUAUCACCAACCUCACCCACAUGAGAGACUACCGGCUGACCUGGACAUUGACAUGUUCCACGGUAGCUUAGACUGUGAUGUCGAGUCCAUCCUCCUACAUGACAUCAUGGACUCUGGAGAGGAGAUGGACUUUAACUUUGACUGCUCCCUAGCCCAGGGGGUGGGCAUUGGAAUGGGCAUGGGCAUGGGUGUAACUAUGGGCAUGGGGAUGGGGAUGAGUGGACUUGCUGGUCCACAACAAGCUCAUAGUAACCAGAGCUGGGUGCCUGGCUAAAGUCAAGGAUACCACAUUGUAACCAGUUCGGCUGCCCAUGAAGCACUGUGCUCAAAUGUGGCGUUCUUGACUUGAUACAGAGACUAGAGGACCAAUACUCCCUUCUCUCUUUUUUGUCCUGACAGUUCCUCAGUUAUCCCCUCCUCUUUUGAUUCCUCCCCUCCCGAGAGAUCUAGUUCAUGUCACAUUAAGUUUUUCCUUAUAUCAACUAUACUGUGAUGACAAUCUCUCAGCUGUGCUUGCCCAACUUUGCUUCUCAUUUACCAUGAGAACUCAACUCUCAAUGCACUUUAUUGCAAGUGGGUCACAUCUUGCAGUGCAACGUGUUCUCAGAGCGCUCAGGCAGAGCUUGGCAUGUCUCGUAAGGUGGCUGCAGUAUUUGACAGGAACAAAUGAGGAAAUCACAGGCUCUGUUGAUAAAGUGUCACAUCUCGGCAUUGAAUUAAAAUUGGAAUCCUUUUCUCAUAAGCUGCCAUUGUCAGUUGUGAGGACAAUCUUUUUUUCAUACAAACAACUUUAUAAGUGCUUUGUCUGCAGACUUUUCAUAAAUUUUUCCAAAGAUCAGAACAUGCAUACAUAAUAUAUAUCUAUUUUGAUUUUUACCUAUUUGAUGAUAUUUACAUUCACACGCUUAGAUCACACAUUUUUUCUUUUACAUUGAAUGUCUUUCACAGUGUCGUGCAUUCAGUCCUUGGAGGUUUGACUUCUCUCUUGUAUGUGACAUUUUGUUAAUGCUCUUUUGCCCUUGAUUAUAGAAUAUUGUCACAACAUCGUUAAAUGGAUUCUAUCAUUACUGGCUAGCAUGCAAUUUGGUGAAUUAAAAUGUCAUAUCCCCUUGUCUCACCUGAGCUUCUCAUGCCAGUUGUUCUCUCUCUCUUUCUCUCUCUCCCUCUCCCUCUCUCUCUCUCCUUCUCGCUCAGCCUCUUUCUUUCACUCUCUGCCUGCCAGUGGAGACAAAGUAACCAUUCCUCACACUAAGCCAUUAAUGUGGCUUGAUUGAAAUUCAGCAUCUUGCUUUUAAUCUCCAAAGUGAUGCUGCAGCGAUGCGUCAUUAUUGAGAAUCUAACGCAUUGUCCUCCCAUCUCUCACCCCGGCCGUCCGGGCUGGCACUCGCCUCGCCGACUAAAUGUGCCAAGAAAGCGAGACAAAACUGUGAUUAACGCCAAGUCACUCUGCCUGUCGUCCUGCUCUGAGGAGGCCAAUGUCACUGUCCACUUGCCUGCUCACAGAGGGUACAUAAUGGAAAAAAUGGAUACAAGGAUAGAACUGUUUCUGUCACCAACCUCAGUUUCCAUGCUGUUUGCUGUUUGCGUGUGUGUCAGAAAACAGGUAGUGUAGUGUAGUGUUUUUAUUGUAAACCAUCUCCAUUAUCUGUAUUUUGUGUUCCCUUGUUCCCAUGUUUUCAGUACUUAUACCCUGAGCAACAAAUACAUCUGAGGUGCAAAAAGAGAGAUUAAACAGAAACAAUCAGCAAAUCUGAAUGGUGUGAGUCUUUGCGCAACAGGGUUUCAAAGCCCCACACGGCCACAUACAUCCACUUUAUGUGUGUUUAUUCUGUUGUCUUGUAGUUGUUGUUGUGUUGUUGAAAUUUCAAGGACCAACAGGGACCACACUGAAAUAUCCAUCAUAUAAGGAUGAUAUUCUAUGGUGAAAAGAUGUUGGUAGUGCAGUGUGACCUUCCUGUGCUCCAAUACCAUGCACCCCUCCCACAUGUGCUCUACUCAAUUGUCUGUGUGCUUGUGAGUGGGGGGAGUCUGAAGCUUGCUUCUCACUGGCCUUGGGAGAGAAAAAAAGAGGACACCCCUAUUCUCUAGUUCCCUCAAGGAGACUCACCAUGCUUGGUCUGUACCAAGUGUGGCACACAAAGAAAAAAGAGGGGGGUACGGGUGGGGUGGGGGUUAUUGUUACAGCCAAAGGUCAAGCACGGCACAGACUAUCAGACCUAUUAUUGGGGUAAAUACCUUCAUUUCAGGGCUUUUAGCUGCGCUGGUUCCAGUUAAUCUCCGUGUGGAAAAUGUGGGGAAUUUUCUCACAAAUUGGACCUCACAAAGCAGUUAUGCUAUAUCCUAUGCUACAGACAUUUAGCAACGCCCUGCCAUUCAAAAGAGAGCUAUAUAUGUAUGAUGUCUAAUUUUCCUAUAUUUAUUUAUGAAAGAGAUUGGUCUCUGUCACUCUUAAAUGUGGUAGUUGUUUGAGUCAACUCCUAUCCCAUCCUCUUUUUUUCUCUGUUUUUUAAGAUGUCACUCUCCCUUUGCCCUUUUACCAACAUUUAUUUUGUAAAAAAAAAAAA